UUUACCAUCUGGUAACACUGCCAGAUAAACUAAAAAAAUCGAAUUGAUUUAUUUAAUUCCACGGAAGACGCGACGUUGACUGAAAAGCUAAGACAUGUCCAACGAAAAAGAGGACGAGUGCGACAAGCACAAGCAGCAGGUGACGGCGGACGCCAAGUCCACGUCGAGCGAGGAUUCGGAUGAGUACCAAUCGGCCGGUGAGGGCGAGGAUGGCGACGGCGAUGGUGACGGUGAUUCCCCAGCGGAGCACCCGCCUGACAAAACCAGCCCAACGGUCGCCGUCACGCCCACAGCAAAGGCAACAUCGCCACGGCCCACUGUGAAGCCAACAUCCGAUGCCCUGGACUAUCCUAUGCACCGGAGUGUUUUCGAGGACGACAUCAAGUCGCUGCAGCGACGACUUCUCUUGAGCACGGCCCAAGACGAAGUGGGUCGAAAGGAUAAACACGGCAAUACGCCACUCCAUCUGGCCGUAAUGCUGGGCAGAAAGCACGCUGUCCGUUUGCUUCUGGCCCAAAACGCCCCCGUAAAGAUCAAGAACAAUGAGGGCUGGUCCCCGCUGUCCGAGGCCAUUAGCUACGGCGACCGCCAGACAAUCACACAGGUGCUGCGAAUGCUAAAGCUGCAGUCCCGCGAACACAUGGAGAGUCGGCGCGAGAAGCUGGUCAACGCGCUGCGCCAGAUGCAGGACUUCUACAUGGAAUUCAAGUGGGAUUUUCAAUCCUGGCUGCCACUGGUAUCCCGCAUCCUGCCCUCGGACAUCUGCCGGCUUUACAAGUCGGGCGCCUCAAUUCGUUUGGACACCACACUGGUGGACUUCAAUGAUAUGCGUUGGGAGCGAGGGGACAUAUCGUUCUUGUUUAGAGGUGAGGCGCCGGCAAGGGAAUCACUGGUUCUGUUGGACAAUGAGCAGGAGUGCUUUCAGCGGCUGCGAUACGAGGAAUCAGACAUGGAGGAUGAGGUGGAUGUGCUCAUGUCGACCGAUAUACUGGCCACCCAGAUGUCCACCAAGACGAUACAAUUCGCACGGGCGCAACGCGGCUGGAUAUUCCGCGCCAAUCGCAAGGAGCUAAUUGGGGGCCAAUACCAGUGCGAAAUCUACACCAUCCAGGGCUUAAUCCUGAAGCAGCGUAAGAGGCGGGAACACCUGUCACACGAGGAUCUACAAAAGAACCGCGCCAUUGUCGAGACUAUUACCAAGGGUGGCAGCCAGCAGCCGGAUACGCGUCGCUCCAGCCUAGGCAGCCAGCACACGGCCACGCCGCCGGAGACCAAUACACCAACGGCUCCAAAUGGCAUCUCACUGCCGGAGCUGCCGCGUCGCAGCUCGCUGCAGGCCCCGCCGCCUCCCACAGUCACUUGGCGUCAGUAUCUCGAUGCGGAGGUCGGAAAGUGCCCGCAACUGGGCCGGACACCCGUGCACAAGCAAUCCAACAAGACGCUGCGAGCAACGGUAGCCAUGAGCAAGGAUUUUCCACUUAGCGUGGACAUGCUGCUGGACGUUCUGGAAGUCGUGGCCCCCCUAAAACACAUCAACAAGCUGCGCGAAUUCGUCACGCUGAAGCUACCGACGGGCUUUCCCGUGAAGAUUGAGAUACCCGUACUGCACACGGUGACCGCCAAGGUGACGUUCCAAAAAUUCGAGUUCCGCGACAACAUCCCCGCCAAGAUGUUCGAGGUGCCAUCGCACUACUGGGAGGAUGUGCGUCGCUUUCAGGACUUAUGACCAGGCGACGGAGAAGCCGCGCCAAAGGCCAAAGCACCAAGCGGCGGACCGACCGGAGCAGCGACUGGCGUUCGUGUCGACUUGAAUCGCAAUGCGUCCUCGCCCUCCAUUGCGGAGUUCGAUUAAUGAGGCGUCUACCGCGACACACGCCUCUCAUCCUGCCCGUCCGCCUGUCCCACACAUUUCAUGCCGCGUUUUGUGAUCACUCCAGCAAAAGUCGGAGGAUACAGCUCGAACGCGGGCGGCUUGGUAUGCUUAAGAGGAAAAAACCCACAAACAAAAUUGCAAUUUUCACUAUUAGGAUGGAAUC
Messenger RNA from Drosophila mauritiana, 2036 nucleotides. RefSeq names its product ankyrin repeat domain-containing protein 13C. Gene Ontology annotation, molecular function: protein binding. Lineage: Eukaryota; Metazoa; Arthropoda; Insecta; Diptera; Drosophilidae. The coding region runs from base 95 to 1726 and encodes 543 amino acids. The record is from RefSeq and is a predicted model, not a curated record. Gene Ontology annotation, cellular component: cytoplasm. The transcript has a single exon.